AUGGCGGCAUCGACUAACACUGGGUUCACCCCUAUAACCAUGGAAUAUACAAUUGAUCAGCUUUUUGAGCUCGAGGAAGAAAGUGGGAAAGCAAGUCAAGACCACCUAUUCUAUGCGCUGGAAUAUAUUGUUCGGCAGCUAGAGGCAGCAGGGACUGAGUACGCUGUAAUGGGUGGCCUAAGCAUGCAACUUCGUGGCUUCGACUCACGCACCACUACCGAUGUCGAUUUGGCGAUUGAUAUGAAACCGCGCUCUUUGAACACUCUUCUGGCCUCGGAUGAUAGGAUUUAUCGACCACGUCCUACCGCAGCUUCUACCGGAAUUGCACGUGUCUUUGUGUUAACUGGACCCUCGUAUGGCGAGCAGGUUGAACCCCUUCCAGUCUUAGUGGACUUGAUACUAGCCGGUAAUCUCGGCGCCCCUCGAAAUAUCGCAGAAGCUUCUACCCAGGCCACUGCUACUACUCCGUGGGGUACCCGAGUUUACAAAAUCCUGGAUCUGCAACACAUCUUGAAAGCAAAAUUGAGAUCCUACGCCAGCAGAUUUGCAGAAAAUGACUAUAACGAUAUCAUAUGGAUGUGGCUAAACCUCGAAGAACAAGUCCGCCAGUUUUCAGGUCGCCUGGAUUGGGAAGAGAGGGACGGGUUUUACAACGCCGUAGUGGAAUCCGGGAGUUACACACAACAUGAUCUCAACGAUUUACGUGCCACUCUUCAGCUGGACUAUAGUGAAUAA
Molecule: messenger RNA, 735 nt
Organism: Annulohypoxylon maeteangense
Lineage: Eukaryota; Fungi; Ascomycota; Sordariomycetes; Xylariales; Hypoxylaceae
Exons: 3
Coding region: 1-735 (244 amino acids)
Source: RefSeq, a predicted model, not a curated record